CGCAUUGACUCCUGUGGCGGCAAACACCUUAUUUUUACUGGCUGAUCCGGUGAUUUUUCUGGCUCUUUAUUUUUCCUCUGACCUUGAUUUUUCACUCGCUUUGGUUCUCUGUUUCUAUCCAGACGAUCACAGCUCGGUUGCUUUGUUCUGAGAACAAUGAAGGGGGGCAAGGGCAAGGGUAAGGGUGCGACCUCAAAGGAAGCUUUGAAGCCUGUUGAUGACCGAAAGGUUGGAAAGAGGAAGGCAGCUGCAAAGGUUGAUAAAAGUAGUACAAGGAAAGCUAAGAAGGCAAAGAAUGCGAAGAAGGACCCAAACAAACCAAAGAGGCCCACUAGUGCUUUCUUUCUGUUCCUUGAGGAGUUCAGGAAAACUUUCAAGAAGGACAACCCUCAUGUAACUGCUGUGUCAGCUGUUGGGAAAGCUGCAGGAGAGAAGUGGAAAUCAAUGUCUCCUGAUGAAAAAGCUCCAUAUGAAGCCAAAGCAGCAAAAGGGAAGGUAGAGUAUGGAAAGCUUAUGAAUGCUUACAAUAAGAAGCAGGAAAACAUAACUGAUGAUAGUGAUGAGGCAUCUGAAAAGUCAAAGUCUGAAGUGAACGAUGAAGAGGAGGAUGAGGCCAAUGGAGAGGAAGAGCAAGAAGAGGAAGAGGGGGAAGAAGAAGAGGAAGAGGAAGAGGAAGAGGAAGAUGAUGAUUGAAAUGGGAUGAUAAUGACUUGGACAUCAUGGUUAAUUUUUUGUCGUGUUAACAUUCUCUUAGGCUAGACCUGUUGGCUUUAUUUAGAUAGAGGAAAACGUUAGCUUUAUGGUGCUGCAAUAUGGUUUUUGUAACUUUUAUGAAAAUUCAGCAUAAGUUACCCGCUUUUAUACAUAUCAGUUCUUGAUUGCCUGCC
Mangifera indica (mango) is the source of this 887-nucleotide messenger RNA. RefSeq names its product high mobility group B protein 1-like. Lineage: Eukaryota; Viridiplantae; Streptophyta; Magnoliopsida; Sapindales; Anacardiaceae. The record is from RefSeq and is a predicted model, not a curated record. The transcript has 8 exons. Bases 157 to 693 code for a protein of 178 amino acids.